This is a messenger RNA of Phlebotomus argentipes, 5292 nucleotides long. It is a transcript of the gene fab1, whose product is annotated as putative 1-phosphatidylinositol 3-phosphate 5-kinase. The transcript is spliced from 2 exons. Gene Ontology annotation, cellular component: endosome membrane. Gene Ontology annotation, molecular function: ATP binding; 1-phosphatidylinositol-3-phosphate 5-kinase activity; metal ion binding. The record is from RefSeq and is a predicted model, not a curated record. The coding region runs from base 115 to 5229 and encodes 1704 amino acids. Gene Ontology annotation, biological process: intracellular signal transduction; phosphatidylinositol phosphate biosynthetic process. NCBI's taxonomy places the organism in Eukaryota, Metazoa, Arthropoda, Insecta, Diptera, Psychodidae.
GGGAUCGCUGGCACCCGAAUUGGCGCUCACUGACCAGAAUAUCGGUGGUAUCUGAGCCACGCCCAGCACAGUGAAUCAGUGAUUAAGGACGUUAGCAGUGUGAGUGUUGUGAAAAUGAACAGAAAUCUACAUUCCCCGACCAAAUUGACGGAGUUCGCCAGAGAUUGGGAUGAGGAGCCCGAGACGCUGCUCUCCAAGUUUGUCACAAAAAUCACCAAUGCCUACAAUGCCAGCUACAACUCAGUCAAUGUGGCUCCUUCCACGUCCUCGGCAGAUCCGCCCAGGAUUCUCCAUCCAACAAUCGUCGAGGAGAGUCUCCAGGGCGCUUCGGCGAUGCCCAGCGGCGCCGCGGAGAGGGAAGGGACUCCCAUUGACGUGAGUGAGAGCAGUUACGCCAACACACCCACGGACUCAGCCUCGAUAGCUGAAUCGGCAGAGGUGAGAACUCCCACGAGCAUCAUGCAACGGAUCAGCAACUUGGUGGCCUUCGGGAAUCGCGACCUGCAGAGCUACAGAGACACGGAGCUGCAGAGAUUCUGGAUGCCGGACGCCAAGUCCAAGGAGUGUUACGAGUGCACACAGAAGUUCUCCACAUUCCGUCGGAAGCACCAUUGUCGCCUCUGUGGGCAGAUUUUCUGUUCCAAGUGCUGCAAUCAAGUGGUUCCCGGAAAGAUUAUCAAGUGCUCUGAGCCACUGAAAGUGUGCACAUAUUGCUCGAAGAUUGUUCUGCGCUAUCUCAAUUCACCAGAAAUUCAGCUCGACUUGAAGUCCGAUUUGCAAGCGUUGCAGGAUGAUUUGUCCAUCAAAUUGGCCACCGAAGGACCGAAUAUCAGCAGUCCUGACUUGUCUGUGAGUUCGCCGCUGAGGCGGAAGAUCUCAGUGGGAUAUCAGGAGGAGAAGCUGGUGUCGUAUCCCAACACAACGCUCACGAGUGGCGACAGGAAGACGAUUUUGCAGCAAUUGACAUCCCUGCAAUUGCUCAGCGAGGAGUUUCUGAAGAAUCUCCCAAUGCACAAUCGCGGAGGGGAUUUGGUGCGCUAUCUCAUGGCGAAUCAGAAGUCAUCGGACAGGAUGCAAGCCGAAGCCAUUCUCAAUACCAUGAUUGAGGCGGGAUUCCUGCUUGUCGUGCCGCCGGGCAGUGAAGAGGCGGAAUUUGAGGAGGACAGUCUGUACAAGACCAUCCAGAAGAGUGACAUUCUCUCCUCGCAGAUCUGUUCGCGCCACGGAGGACAGCAGAAUGUCGAUGUGUCCAUUGUGGCGCGUCCUGCCUUUGCGGAGGGAAACAUUUUCGGUGAUUUCCAGGACAAUUCCAUCAGUUCCAUCAAAGACUUCGAUCUGCAGAACAAUCUUCUGUCCACGGCGGGUUCCAAGCCACUCUUGGAGGCGUUCUGCACGCACGAGGAGCGUCUUCUGCAUCAGUUGCUGCGCAAUGAGAAUCUGGAUCCGGAGUGGUCGAAGAUUCUCAUUCCUUUGUGCGCCAGGGUGUCGAAUACCAUUAAGCCUGGCCAGUAUGGAGCGGAUCUCAUGGAUAUCCGUGGCUUUGUGAACUUCAAGAAAGUCCCUGGUGGCAAGAGAACCGAAUCCCAGAUCAUCGGCGGCGUGGCUUUCACGAAGAAUGUCGCGCACAAGGACAUGAUCACAAAAGUUGAGCGUCCUCGAAUACUUCUGCUGCAGUGUCCGAUUGUCUAUCAGCGCGUGGAGGGGAAGUUCGUGAGUCUGGAGACUCUCAUGCUGCAGGAGGAGGAAUAUCUGCGCAAUGUGACGGCGAGGAUUCGAAGUCUGGAGCCGAAUGUGGUGCUGGUGCAUAAGAAUGUGGCGGGAAUUGCCCAGGAUAUGCUGAGGAAGAGAGGAAUCACUCUCGUGCUGGACGUGAAAUUGUCUGUGCUGGAGAGAUUGUCGAGAUACUUGGAGUGUGACGUCGUUUCAUCCAUAGAUUCCAACAUUGGUCGUCCGACACUUGGUGUUUGUGAUAUGUUUUGCAUCCGGACGUUCACUGAUGAGCAAGGAGUGACGAAGACACUCAUGUUCUUCGAGAUGCCGUCGUCUCCGCGGGCUUUCUGUGUCCUCUUGAGAGGUGGGAAUAAUGCUGAAUUGACGAGAGUGAAGAGAGUGGCUUCUUUUCUCUUGUACGUGAGAUACAAUUGGCGUCUGGAGAUGUCAUUUCUGCUGGAUGAAUUCGCCAGACCACCAUCACCGAAGCCCAACAUCUUUGACUCCAAGGAGCAGUCACCGGUGAAGCCACUGGAGGAGGAAGAGGCCACGACGAAGAGCAAGUCGCUGAAGAGUCGCAUAGAUGAUAAGGCAAUUCACAAAGAACACGUUCCGGAUUGCUCAGAUCCGCUGAGAGCCACAAAUCCGCCAGCAAUCGAUCAAGAGCCAGAGUCUUCAGUUGUGGAGCUUCACGUGCAGCCACUGUAUGACAACAAAUUCCGAACAGCCCUGAGUUCGACGGUGCUUUCAGUGUCGCCAUUUGUCUCCUUUCCGCUGCCCUUCCUGGAGACGGAGAUUGGGCGGAAGUGUCACUUGCGGUCACGCUUUCCUAAUGAGUUGUACUACUCAAAGCAAUUCUCCAGUCCAAUCGAGAGGAUUCCCAGUCUCGAGGAGUCGACGAGAAGUGAGAUUAAGAAGGAUGUGGCGAUGGUGAAGAAGUCUCAUGACUUUGUUAAUCACAAGAUCACCAGUUCGAUGGAUAGUAAGGAUUUGCAGGGGCUUUUGGCGAGUUUCAGAGCGACUGGAGGUCGUCUGUUGAAGACCAGGCAAAUGAGGAGGCAGAAGAUUGAUGAGAAGAGUGAGGAGGAGAGUCAAAAAUGCCUGGAUUCCUUCAUCUACAAGGAUGCACUGGUCAUUGAGAAUCACCAGAGACUGCCUGUGCUGUUCUGCAGCUACAAUUACAGUCCGAAAUCCUCAUGCCACCAGCCGACAUUCUGUGCUCAGCCCUCUUUUCUCAAUAUGCAGUUCUACGGGCAGAAUGACAUCAUGCUGGGCCACUUCCUGGAGCGCUACUGCUUCCGCAGUUCCUACAUUUGUCCCUCGUGCAACUGCCCGAUGAUGGAUCACGUGAGGAGGUAUGUGCACUCGAUGGGAUGCAUCCAAGUGCAGCUGGCGGAGGAUCAGCAGAAGAGGAGUCCCGAUGGUGGCAGUAUUCUGAUCACUUCCUGGUGUUCUGUGUGCAAAGAGUCCACACCGAGUGUUCCCAUCUCCAAUGACACGCACUGUCUGUCGUUUGCCAAAUAUCUGGAGCAGCGCUUCCACGGACACGCGUACAAGAGGCGCGACGUGAGUGUCCAGCAGGAGAACAAUAAUGCCAAAUGCAAUCAUUCACUCCAUCGGCAGCACAUUCACUACUUCAGCCACAAGGGAAUUGUGGCCAGUUUCAUGUACACGCCAAUUGAGGUGUGGGAGAUUUCCCUGCCGCCGCUGGUGAUCCAGCUGAGGCGUGCCAAGCCGUAUGACAGCAACAAAGUGCUGGAGGACAUUAAGAUGUUCGCGCAGAAGGGAUACGAAGUGUAUGCGAAGAUUUACGAUCGACUGGCGCAGAUUUCGACGGAAGUGGAAUCGCCGAAGCUGCUGAGUCUCAAGAGUCUCGUGAAUCGGGAUCAGAUGAUCUUCAAGCAGCGUGUGGAGAUUGUCCAGACGCUGCUCACGGAGCGCGAGGUGAAUUCCAGGGACAUCAAUGAUGCCAUGCUGAUGGUGAAGAGAGCCUUGGCGGAGAGUAUUGAAGUUUGGGGUCCGCGUCUUCAUGAGGCGGAGAGUCAGACCAAGAAUUCCUCAUCUGUCGAUUCCGGGGCGGAUGUUGAGGAGGGCAGUGAAUCCACAGACGAUGGGGAUGAUGUGGCGGGAAAGGGAGUGAGUCAAGCUGUGGAUGUGAUUCAGAGUGAGAAGAAUAACAAGGACUUCUUCGAUAAGAAGACAGUGAAGAGUCUCCUGAGUCAAUUGCUUCCGUCUUCUGGCCAAGUGAACACACUCCAAUCACCGCUGCCACUGCAUGAACAUCACACGCUUCCGCUGGGUGCUUUUCCGAUUCUCGUUCACGAUCAGGAUCUCAGCUCGAUGAUUUCCUACAGUCUCAUGUCGAAUGACUACAAGAAGUGUCUGGAGAUCAUGGCGAUGCCACAGGUGUCGGAGAGUGGCAACAGUCCGAGUGUGAAGAGGAAGAGUGAGUCGUCGGGUGAGAAGGAGGAUCGUGAGAGUGAGAAGAGCAAAUCUUCCCAUCACAUUGAGCUCCACUUCCAGGAUUCCACCACGCAAUUCACCUGCAAAGUCUAUUUUGCGCGGGAAUUUGAUCUGCUGCGCAACAAAGUGCUAAUCCCACCGCCUGGACGAUUCUCCGGCGAGAAGGAGUCCAAGUCGAUGGAUGAGGUGACUGAGGAUGUGGCCAAGGCGACUGUCGAUCGGAAGUGCAGCAGCAACAGUCUGGGAAGUCAGGGACAGAAGCCGCCUGAGUAUCUCACGGCGGAGACUGAGCGGGUGCGACAGUCCUUCGCCCGAUCCCUGUGCCGCAGCAUCCAGUGGGAGGCGAAGGGUGGCAAGAGUGGCUCCAAGUUCUCCAAGACCACCGACGAUCGCUUCGUGCUGAAGGAGAUGACGAAGCAGGAUGUGGCGAUUUUUGAGAAUUUCGCUCCCAACUACUUUGACUACAUCCACGAUUGCCUGCAGCACGACAAGCCGACGCUUCUGGCCAAGAUCCUGGGCGUGUUCAAGGUGGUGGUGAAGAAGAAGGACAGCGAUCGAGAGAAAUCUGUGCUGGUGAUGGAGAAUCUCUUCUUCGAUCGUGAAAUCUCCAAUAAGUUCGAUCUCAAGGGAUCGGACAGGAAUCGCUUGGUGGAUCCGACAAAUCAGGAGGGAGAAAUUGUGCUGCUUGACCAGAAUCUCAUUCAAAUGUCGUGGUCAAAUCCGCUCUACAUUCUCACGCAUAGUCGGACUAUUUUGCGCGAAGCUAUUCAUCGGGAUGCGUCAUUCCUGGAGAAGAACGAUGUGAUGGAUUACUCUCUGCUGGUCGGUCUGGAUGGGCAGGAGAAGCUGCUCGUGCUGGGCAUCAUUGACUACAUUCGCACCUUCACGUUGGACAAGCGACUGGAGUCGCUGGUGAAGCAAACAGGGCUGCUCGGCGGCCAAGGGAAGCUGCCCACGGUGAUCUCGCCGAAGCCGUACAAGCAGCGCUUCAGCGAGGCCAUGGAGAGGUACUUCCUGGUGGUGCCGGAUCGAUGGGAGGGACUGGCGAAGAAGUGACAGUUCUAUUUCCUCAUGUUGUACACAAUAAAUCCACAAUAAUAAAAUCACUUUCACAUGCAA